CACAAAAAAGUCGAAAACAUGUCGGGCAUCGCGGGAGUCGCCGUCGCGGAUUUUUCACCUUAGUUUUUCCAUUUUUCCGCAGCAAAUUGGCCCCGGUUUUGUUCGUCGAUGGUUCCAAUGUGAAGCGCGCGAUUGCCUUCGUGUGAAACGGUAGAAAAACGGUCCUCAACCAGUCGCCAUAACCGCAGAAAACCAUCUCAAAGGAUCCAACAGCAAAAGUUAACGUUGCCUCAACCCGCGUGCCCCAAAUUCGUGAAACCAAACCGAAAACAGAUAUCACUAAUCAAAUCCGGCAGUCAAACGUUUUAAAACCGCGCGUGCAAGUGUCCACACAAACAACUAUUUACAAUGAGUAACAAAGCGACCAAAAACCAGCAGCCUCCCGCCGGCAACACCAGCACAAAACAGCACCAAAACCACCAACAUCAGCACAAUCACAGCUCAAGCAGUCCCAAAAAGACCAAAACCCCAUCGACGCCCUCCUCCUCCAGCACCUGGCACAUAUCGAUAACGUCCCUCGCGUUACUCAGCCGGCUCUUCGUAAUCACCCUGCAAGUAGUAUCGAACCACCUCGUCCCGGACCACGAUGCCGGAGUGUUCGUAGCCCCACGAGACCCGGAAGCACCCCCCGCCAAACUGGACGGCGCGGUAAACUUUUUCCUCGGCGGGCUGCACCGCUGGGACGGCCAGUACUUUCUCCACAUCUCCGAGUACGGCUACUCGUACGAAAACACGCUCGCGUUCUUCCCGCUGUUUCCCUUUAUCAUCAAGAUCGCCACCAGCUCGCUCGGCGGAAGCACCCCAAUGAUCACGUACCGCGAACUCUCGCUCGUGCUGGCCGUGCUGCUCAAUCUGGUGUGCUUCGUGCUGGCCGCAAAAGCCCUUUACAAGCUGAGCAAUCUGGUGCUGGGAAACAAGAAAAAAAGCGAACUGGCCGUCAUUCUGUUCUGCUUCAAUCCGGCGUCGAUCUUCUUUACGGCGCCGUACACCGAGGCGCUGUUCUCGUGGCUGUCGUUCAGCGUGAUGGCCCAGUGCAUCGACGAUAUCAACUCGGUGUUCAUCACGAUCCCGCUGAGCUUGAGCAUCCUGUGCCGGUCGAAUGGUGAGUAGAAUUUUUGCGA
This is a messenger RNA of Culex pipiens pallens (northern house mosquito), 1121 nucleotides long. RefSeq names its product GPI mannosyltransferase 2-like. Gene Ontology annotation, biological process: GPI anchor biosynthetic process. The record is from RefSeq and is a predicted model, not a curated record. The transcript has 2 exons. Gene Ontology annotation, cellular component: endoplasmic reticulum membrane; mannosyltransferase complex. Gene Ontology annotation, molecular function: GPI mannosyltransferase activity; alpha-1,6-mannosyltransferase activity. Lineage: Eukaryota; Metazoa; Arthropoda; Insecta; Diptera; Culicidae. Bases 349 to 1110 code for a protein of 253 amino acids.